This is a messenger RNA of Scutellospora calospora, 537 nucleotides long. Lineage: Eukaryota; Fungi; Glomeromycota; Glomeromycetes; Diversisporales; Gigasporaceae. The record is from the annotation of a GenBank genome assembly.
AUGACAAAUACUCAAAUAAACAACAAAAAUAAUGUUCCUGUUUAUGUUGAACAACAGAUUAUUCAAACUGACUUACAGGCCACAGACAUUUUAAAAACUAAAAUUUCUAUUCCAGAACUAGUAAAAAAGUUAGAUUUGCCAUUAGGAGAAGAUAUUCCUUAUCCAGUUUAUAUUUCCCCCGCGGUAAUAAAUAGAAAAACCACUUACGGCGGAAUAACUAUUGAAAACAAGAAAGAAAUAAUUAUCGAUAAACCUUCUAGUAAAGACCAAGAAACACAAACAGAUUUAGCCAGAGCAGCAGAUAGAGGAUUAAAUAGGCGAUUAAAUGAGGCUAAUGCUCUAAUUAAUAAUAUCCAAAAUCUCCUGGGAAUAAAUGAUCUGAACAAUUUGCCAGUUUUGCCAGAAGGAGAAACUUUGAUUAGUUUGUUAGAACGACCAACCCGAGUCGAAUUAUUACAAGCAGAGAAAAAUAGAGCAAAUGAUUUACAAAGAAAAAAUGAAGAACUUCAAGGAGAUUUAGAAACAGAACGAGGCUGA